CAUAAACUCGAGCUAAACGCUCGGAGGGAGAAGCAGUCUUUUCAACAUACGGCUUCAUGGAUUCUCCGACGAACACCACCACCCAAAACCCUAGUUCCGUCCCCGGUACUGUUCCCGGCUUCAACCAUAGCCACGCCAUUAUCUCAUCGCUCCUUUCGUUUCCAAACUCCUCUCCGAUCUCCAUCGGCUCCUCCUUCGAUCGAGAGCUCGACAAAGCUCUCGCUUCAGCUUCCGGCGACGUCUCCGCUCAGGACUCUCUUGUGGACCGUACUCUCCAGCUGGCGUCGCUUCUUCUAGACUCCACUAAACGAUGCUUCCGGAAGCGAGCUUCUGUUCACAACUUUAGUACCUGGUUCCUCCCUCCCGAACUCACCAUCAAGGUGUUUUCGAUGCUUGAUACAAAGUCUCUGAUGCAAGCUGCUGCGUGCUGCACCAUGUUCAACAGCUGUGCAAUGGACCGUUCAUCUUACGCCCACAUUGACUUGACAACCGCUACAAGACAAGCUGACAGUGGAGUUGUCUGCGUUAUGAUCCAUCGGGCUGGCAAAGAACUCAGAUCCCUCAAGCUUGGUCGUGUUGCUCGUUCAGAUGGAUCUGAUUCUACUCCAUCUUUGCUUAACGGAUCUUUUCUUUCCCCACUUUCCUAUAAUCAUGGUUUUCUUGGGAGUCGCUUGAGAAGCCUACGGCUUUACAAUAUCAGACCGAUUAACUACACUUCCUUUAUUGAGGUGUUGUCAGUUUGUUCGAAUCUCACUGACCUGAGGAUUUCUGGAUUAAAAUUUCCAGGAAUGCUUCUAUUUAAGAAACUGACAGAAAAAUGUCGUCUCAUAGAGAACCUGUGCUUGGAGGCCUAUCAAGUCCCAGGUACUACGGACACAAACGCAGGUUCACCUUUGAUAGACUUUGUUACCAACUCCUACAACUUAACUUCUCUAACCCUCAUAAGUUAUCGACUAACCGAUGGAUUGGCCUUGAAUCUUGCUGAGAGUUCUAGUAAACUGAAGUACCUGAACUUGUCCAGAUCGCCAACACUCAAUGGUCGUUUUUUGAGGGAUUUGGGUCAUAGCUGCAAAGAGAGUUCACUCGAGACUCUAAUAAUGCGCAACUGCUACUAUCUACAAGAGAAAGAAGUGUUGGAACUCUGCAACUCAUUAAUCAAGGGAAAGUUCAAAUCCAUUCGGCACAUUGAUGUUUCAAGUAACAGUGGCAUACUGUCUAAUAAUGGCGCGAGAAUUUACAAACCAAAGUUGCCUUUGGAGAAACUGAAAGAAGAAAGAUCAGAUGUCACAUUUGUGGCGGAUUUUCCAUUAGUAAGGUCAGGAAAGCGUUACCGUGUCUGCGAUGAAGGGGCUGAAGAAGAACUGAGGGAGAUAGAGAUGAUGGAAGCCAAUAACGUUGGAGGGAGUGAAGAUGAGUCUGACGAUGAAGAGUUUGAUGAUGACGAGGAUACAAGCAAUGGAACGGGUGAAGAUGACUCGGAAGGGGAUUUGGAAUUUUGAUGAUUAGAACUGUAAGUUAAUCAAUCAUCUAUAUGUUAACGAUGCGAAGUCUGCUUUAGGCUUUAGCACUGAUGUUGUUAAGGAGACAUGGGGGUUUAUGUAAAAUAAACAGAAGUGUUCGAAUUUUAUUUGUAAACCUUGAAUGAAUUUAAUAUUAGUUAGUAUCCCCUAGUC
This is a messenger RNA of Raphanus sativus (radish), 1673 nucleotides long. Its product is annotated as F-box protein SKIP17. Gene Ontology annotation, molecular function: protein binding. NCBI's taxonomy places the organism in Eukaryota, Viridiplantae, Streptophyta, Magnoliopsida, Brassicales, Brassicaceae. The record is from RefSeq and is a predicted model, not a curated record. The transcript is spliced from 12 exons. Bases 57 to 1499 code for a protein of 480 amino acids.